Molecule: messenger RNA, 3605 nt
Organism: Toxoplasma gondii ME49
Lineage: Eukaryota; Apicomplexa; Conoidasida; Eucoccidiorida; Sarcocystidae
Exons: 2
Coding region: 1111-2778 (555 amino acids)
Source: RefSeq, a predicted model, not a curated record
GGCUGAGUUCUGUCAGCGUAGGAAAUCUGCCUUGCACAAACCUAUCUGUAAAGGCGAGCGCUGAUGGCGAUUUCGUAAGACGGCACGAAUUCUUGUGGUCGGCAACUUAGGAAAAGGGGUUCCGGAAAGAACGAGUCUCGUUGUCGCGUUUUGAAAACAACGGAACACAAGCUGCGACAAGACCUCUAACUUGUCGUGGGAGUCCGGCAACGAGGACAGUGCUGAUCAGUUGUUCCCCCUAUCGGAGAAGAAGUGACUAACCAGUGCGCAUGUGGCAGCGAGUCUGCGGACUAAACACGGAGGCCGCGUGGCAAAGAAGACAAACGAAUAAACGGUAACUCGGGUUGGCAAAAGAGAGUGGCAGCACACCGUUGUCUGCACAUGACUCGAGCUGUGGUCUGGUGCCAAGGUUUGUGUCGCGGCAAAAAUCACUUUUCCCUGUUCGUUCCCUUCGCCUUUAUUUUAGCCACAUAUUUGCCGCAUUAUAUCUCCAUCCCUUUUUCUUUGUGGUUUCGCCUUCUUGAAAAGCUGUAAUGGUCGCCAGGAAAGCGUUGACAUGCGGCUUGUAAGAUCGAUCGCUGGCUCGGAUGAAGCGGGACAAAAGACGUUUCCUUGCUGUUUUCGCAGACGUACGCCACUUGUUGCUACUUGUGUAGUGCGGGUAUAAAGCGCCACGCGAGAAAGCGUUUCAGCGUCUGUUUCUUGUUUCCCGUUGACGUGACUUUUUCACAACGCAAAAAGAAGACGAACGUCUGAAGAUACCGAACAGGGGUUCCCGAUUCGCCAAGAUGUUUACUCCUGCUUCAUUCACCCCGUUUAUUCACAGAAGUACUCGUACGUACGAUAUGCAGUGUGCACACAUAUUUGUAUAAAUGUCACCCGUACCUAAAGUGACUGUGAAUGGACAUAUUGUUUCGUUAGGAGACAACGAGCGGACCAGCGUGCUCGUACCACAGCACGAGGAAGCGACCGCGUAUGAACCUACUUUUGGUUCUGUGACUCUUAACCGUCUUUCUGCAACCAGGACCAUCAUCCUGGGGUAAAUCGACGCGGGAAAAGGCACUGAGCCCGCGUGUGCGCCACCUCUGUGUGUCUUUUGUCACUUCAUGCAUGCACCUACAUCAGAAGAGAACAGCGUUCAUCCACCUAAGAGAAAUGGAUGCCUCAUCACUCUGCAGCACGUCGGCCAGGAGGCUGAGAGGCACUUCAAGUUAUUUGUCUACUACGAGUUGCCGCGAGACAGAAACGCCACUUUCCGCGUGCGUGGAUUGCGGUGAAUCCACAGCCAGCAGCUCGCUGGCGCCGGGGACCAGCAGUGGGGCGUUUCAGAGUCGCUCUUGCAGUUUCGAAAGCACGUCUCUCUGUGAAAUGGAAGCCGACCUGCUGGUGGCUCGGUGUUCUUCGUUCUAUGGGGUCGAGGGGGAAGAAAAACGGAGAAACACCAAGGAAGAGGCGCCGUCCGAGCUCGACGAAGAGCGCUCCGGCUUGUGCACAAAACCAGGUCGAUGUCAGGAGGUCCUUCGCGCCUUCCCAGAAGGACGCAAGAAGCGCCGGGACAAGAAGAAGGGAGCGACUACCGAGGUGGCCCAACUGCAGGUAGAAAAACCGCGAAGAGCCAUUCUGAAGACAGAGUACAGGAUGCGUGAGAGGGACACUCGGAGUCCCGAGGUGAGGCAUCGAACAAGCCACACAGACACAGACGCGGAGGAGGAGCAGGAGACGAAACAUCUCUUCCAACACUCGAAUUCUCCGUUUCGCGGCAGAAGUGACGAGAAGAGGAGCGCGUUGUCAAACUGCAGGGACGAGGGUAAUCAUGCCCUGAGACCUCUUCGCAGGAAAGGGGAAAGCAACAGCCAGGAGGCCUCCCUAGAUCGUGAGUCUCGAAGGCAAAUCGAAAGUCGCCGACGGGAGAAGGCCAGCAUCGCGCACCUUUCUCAACUAGGAAAAGAGGGCGAAGAAGCGGAAGGAAAGAAGGACACAAAAGGGAGGGCGACUGUCGGGAAGAAAGGCGCCCGUAGCAGGCGCUUGACAAAAAACAGAGUGGACCAAGACGAAGACAAUGAAGAAGACGAAGAAGAUGACACAGAUGCUGACUGGGAGGCGACCUUGCCCAGGAGACAGCAGCCCUCUCGGAUUUUCCGAGCCUCCAGAUAUCAGGCGUUGCUGGAGGAAGCGAAGAAUCAGACGCAGACGAAGAAGCGGACAAGUUGCCAGCAGACACGGCUGUCGUCUUUUUACGUAGGAAUGUGGGAAUCGAGUGAGGGAGACGACGACUGGAGUCCAGAGAGAGUGUUCGGACGCGAACAAGCGCGGAGACUGCUCAAGAGCAAACAGAGUGAAAGCAGCUCGGAGGACGAAGAGGAAGACUCUUCUUCGGAGGCAACUGAAGAAGACGGGAAGCAGAGGGGACCAGCGGCUGGCGACCGAGUCGUUGCCGGCACAGUUGUGCGAGAGAAGCGAAGCCGAGGUGAACGGACGCAAGAACAUCGCGUCCAGGCAGACAGAGGAGGAAACGAACGCGGCUUUCCUGCAGGCCAGAAAACGUCCCUUGGUGGCAGAAGUCGCACGUCAAGCGAGAGCAUGCAUGCAGAGAAUGGCGGCGAACGAGCGCGAGGAAAUCGACAGCGAGGCAAGGAACAAACAAUGUUGGAAGGCCGCGCAGCCGUAGAUGGUAGAAGGGCCACUGGAAGCGCCCGAGGAAAACGAAACCGAUCUUUGGCAGAAGAAGGACGCAACACAUCGAAGGCAAGUGUUGCGGAAAGGGGAAAGUGUGGCUAGAAGCAGGAAGCUACCGGCGUGUACAGGGGCGACCGAAAUACACCCAAGAUUGUCCAGGAGGGAAGCGCACAUGCGCGUCCUCGAAAUGUCAACGCAGGACAAAAGCGAAAGCAGAGCGUCUCGGUACUCUCUCUUGAUUGGUUUGUGAACGGGAAGCCUCUGUCCCGCCAACGCUUGGCAGCUUGUGAAAUUCCACUUUCUUCGCAACGCAGAAAGCUGGAAAAAAAGCAAUUGUCCACACACCCUCCAGUUACGUGAUGGCUCUUUAGAGUAGCGUGUCGAGGAUCGGCGCCCAUUCGAGUUUCUCGGCUGUGCAGAAUCAGAUAUAGCUGCAUUGCACAUGCAGAUGUGGAUCCAUUUUUCGAGGCCGUGUUGCCAAAACGAACAAGUGAAUAGGUCAUUACAUCUACGUGUCCGUGAACCAAAUAGGGAGGACAUCCUGGCUGUGAAGAACUGCUCUUUCCGUCGAAGGACAGGUCAUCGAUUCACAGAAACGGCUGUGCGCUGGCAUGAUGAACCAUGGAAAUCUGCGGGCUUCAGAAAACUCGAGGACAAGAAAUGUGGCGUACAUGUGGAUGCACGUCUACACAUGUAGGCUGGCGGGUGAGUCAAGUGCACGCCUUCGUUGAGAGUCGCGUUCAGUGCAUUGACAGAGGAUCUGAGCUGUCUCAUUUCUCACUCCCUGCAUGUAUCGUUCUUUGGAUAAGAACCAAUUCGUUUGGUUCGGCAAGACACGGAGAGCUCUGGACUCGAAUCUGGUGUCUCUUACAACGUGUGGGUGAUAUCGCGAGUUGCCGACUAAAUGCAACUAAGAAAAUUGUAAGGUG